[Torrubiella] hemipterigena is the source of this 1548-nucleotide messenger RNA. Lineage: Eukaryota; Fungi; Ascomycota; Sordariomycetes; Hypocreales; Clavicipitaceae. The record is from the annotation of a GenBank genome assembly.
AUGUCGAACCAUACAUCUGAUGCAGAUUCGGUUACCGACAUUGAGUCGCAACAGUCGCCGCAGCUCUUCCGUUCUGUGUCUAGAGCGUCUGGUGCGGACAUCUUUUCCGAGCCUGAACAUGGCCAUGGAGCAGCAGUCCUUGAAGCCAAAGAUGGCACGGUAAUGCGGCAGACCAGUGCGCCUGGGACCCAGGAUGUUGAAGAGGACAUGUACAACCGGUUUACUGGUAGACAAAAGUUUGCCAUUGUCUUCAUUCUCUCCUUCUGUGCUUUCCUGUCCCCAAUUUCUAGCACAAGCGUUCUGGCGGCUACCCCAGAGGUAGCAAAGGAGUUUCAUACCACGGGUGCCAUUAUCAAUACCAGUAAUGCUGCAUACAUGGUGUUUAUGGGCUUCUCCCCUAUUGUCUGGGGCCCAAUGAGCCAAGUGUUUGGACGGCGACCUAUUAUUCUAAACACUGCCAUUGUGUUCUUCCUUAUGAGUUUGGGAACCGCACUGGCUCCCAACUUGGCUGCAUUCUUUGCAUUUCGUGCGCUCUCCGCGUUUGAAGGCACUUCUUUCAUCCUCCUGGGAGCUGCUUGCAUCGGUGAUAUCUAUCGACCAACAGAGCGAGGAACUGCUCUUGGAUGGUUUCUUUCUGGUACUGUUAGCGGGCCUGCAUUUGGCCCCUUCCUCGGUGGUAUCAUCGUGACUUACUCUUCAUGGCGUACGAUUUUCUGGCUUCAAAUGGCGCUUGCUGGAGCUGCGGGCAUCGGGGUUUACUUCUUUGUGCCAGAGACUAUUCACCGCAAGCAGAUAACAGCGCUUGCGGGAUACUCCCGUACAAAGAAGGCAAAGGCUGUGAUAAGCCUGAUCAACCCCAUUCGCGUUAUAACUUUGUUUAAGCAUCCGAACCAACUCCUUGUCGCCGCUGCCGCGGCAGCUCUCGUCUGGAACAUGUACAGCUUGUUGACUCCUAUCCGAUAUGUCAUCAACCCCCGCUUCCAUCUGGAUUCGCCUCUCUUGUCUGGUCUGUUUUAUCUUGCUCCUGGGUUUGGCUACAUUGUAGGCACUUUUGGAGGAGGCAGAUGGGCGGACUACACUGUCAAGAAAUGGAUAAAGAAGCGCAAUGGAGUCCGCAUUCCAGAAGACAGAUUACGAUCUGGGCUUCCCUUUCUGGGAGUGGUGAUACCAGCAACCAUCUUGAUAUAUGGUUGGUCAGUGGACAAGGCUGUUGGCGGUAUACCAGUUCCAGUUAUUGCGAUGUUUGUUCAAGGCGUCGCCCAGCUCUUCGCAUUCCCGUCGGUCAACGCUUACUGCCUAGAUGUGAUGCCUGGCCGCAGCGCUGACGUGACCGCGGCCAAUUAUUUCCUUCGAUACAUGGCAGGCUGUUUGGUGACGGGUAUCGUCUUACCAGCCAUUGACAGCAUUGGACUUGGUUGGUUUUCCACCAUCAGUGCUGUCAUUUUGAUUAUUUCUGCGGUUGGCAUCUGGGUAACGAUUCAAAUGGGAUGUGCCAAGGCAAAAGGAAUCAAAGCUCCAUGCAAUGCAAAUGAAGAAAGUACUCGAUGA